CCGGGAUUGGCACACCAGAUUAUUUCGAGCAUCAGAGUGAGACAUCCUCUCUUUGAUACACGAUCUUCGGUUUCAGUCCGCGUUGCCUCGUUGUCUCGUUUUGAAAGCACCCGGACGAUUGACAGCCUCCGCUGAUGAAGUGGACACAGCUGAACGGGGACGCAGACGGGAGCCGGUAAACCUUGGAACAUCCAAAUCGCUGACUAAGGAAGGAAAUCGCGUUUUGUUUCCGUGUUCGUUUCCGGUUGUUUACCUGGCAGCAGCUGCGGCAGAGAGAUGCUGUCAUAUAAAGAGACGUCAUUGAUUUCAAAGGCAGAAAAAGCCGCUGUUGUGACACACUUAACGGGAUCGUUCAGGUGGAAACGGCAAGGUUGAAAUUCAGCGCAGGAGUGAGAUUUGAGUUGACGUCUGUGCUUCCCCACCAAGGAAGUGAAACCCAUGACAGAGAAGAUUCAUUCACAUCCGCUCCGAGGGGAAAUGUCUUUGGCUGAAUUAAAGGCGCUGAUCACGUUGCUCAGACGUGCCAGCCCGAUCGAAAGGUUUGAGUAAUCAGGGAAACGUGGCCACGAUGCUGCUGCAGUGUGUUUGUCUCCAUUAACGGGCCUACUUUUAUUUGAUCUGACAAAACAGAUAAAUAAAAUGUCUGAAUAGACUGCCACCUCUUUGUUUUCCUGCAGUAUCAUAAAACAUUUCUGCCCAAGAUUCACUUUGGUUCAGAUUUGACUCUGGACUCUGAAUUCAUCUUCCUCCUUUAUCCAUUUAAUGGAUAACUUGGAAAAACACCAAAUGAUAGUAGUUCGGGAGAGAAGCAUCAUCUUUCAUCCAGCCCUGCAAUGAAAUUCUUACAUGCAUCAAAAGGAAGUGACUUUUAAAGCUCUCUUGUAUUAUCCGUUCGCCACGUGUUGUGAUGCUAGAUGUGGUAAAGAUGAAGGAGACUUGCAGGAUCUGUGCCCGUGAGCUCUGUGGCAACCAGCGCAGAUGGAUUUUCCACCCAACAGCCAAGCUCAAUCUGCAGGUGCUGCUUUCCCACGCGUUGGGCCGUGAGCUGACCCGGGAUGGCCGUGGUGAGUUUGCGUGCUCAAAGUGCACCUUCAUGUUAGACCGCAUGUACCGCUUUGAUACAGUGAUUGCCCGAGUGGAGGCAUUGUCUCUGGAGCGUCUCCACAAGCUACUCCUCGAGAAAGACCGGCUGAGGCAGUGUAUUGGAGGCCUGUACUGGAAGAACAACUCAGAGGAGUGCAGCGUGGUCCCCCCUCCAUCCAGUGUCAGAGUCGUGACUGAGACGGCGUCUGAAGACGCUCCUGUGGUGGAUCUGUCAUCACUCCAGGAUGUAAGAUACUCAGACAUGAUCCAGGACGAUCUUACCUUCUCCGUGUAUGAGUCAUGGGCUGAUAAGGAAUACCCUGCCCUGGACCAUCAUCAUCACCACCACCACCACCUCCACCAGUGCACAGGAGCAGACUCCCUCUCUGGUCACAAGCAGAGGCGAUGUAGGGGUUGUGCUGCACUUCGAGUUGCUGAUUCUGAUUAUGAGGCUGUAUGUAAGGUUCCUAGAAGGCUCGGGCGCAGAAGCACAUCCUGCGGCCCAACUACCCGCUGCUCAACAGCCACACAGGAAGUGGAGUUUGUGGCCAGAGGCCCUGGAGCUGAUACAGCCAUCACCUUUGAGUCACCUUCUGCUGGGAUGGAACCUGAAAAGACCAUUUGUGAGCAGAAGAGUUCCAGUCCUGCAUCAUCUGUGGAGUCUCUCAACACCACUGUGGACGUCAGUUGUCUUCCUUUAGAUCAUAAAGAGAAGGAAGAAACUGACCCAGAGAAAGAUGGAAGUGAGGCAAUGGUGAGAAGAGACAUUCAGUGGGACAAGACCCCAUGUGAGAGCUUCCUGUCUGGGUUUGAGAUGAUGCUGACCCUCUUGCGGGGUUGUGAACACCGGCCAGUGAAAUCCCGAAGGGGCAGCAAGAUCCCAGUUCUAGUCAAAACCAAACCGGAGCGAGGCCUGUCACUGCCCCUGCACCUAUCACUGAGGUUGCCCUAUGCAGAGACAGCAGACUGUGAGCUGCACACCCACCACAGUAUACCAGAGAUCGUGACCCCAUGUCCCCAACAGGAGCUCCAGGCUGAGCUGGAAGAGAUGGAGGAGCAGUGGAUGGAUGAUUAUGUUCUGUGUGGGCCAUUUCAGUUUCAGCAGCGAUUGAUUGACAAUCAGCAGGGUCAGCUCAGUUAUUAUGAGAGUGCUGCAGGUCAGUGUGUUGGCGAGCUGCAGAAGGCCCAGGAUCAGGUGCGCUCACUACAGGCCAAGAUCAGAGAGAGCGAGACGAGGAACCAGAAGCUGCAGGAGCGUCUAGGUGAAAUGGAGCUUGAGCUGCGAUCGGCCCAAGAGGAUGCCCAGCAACAGGAGAGAAAUAUCCAGAACCUCACUGAUACUGUAAACUCCAAACAGGCAGAGGUUGCAGAGCUGUACAGGGUGAUUGAGGAGCAAAAUAAGACACUGUGCUCACUCAAAGAGCUUGCCAACCGCAACCAGCUGCAGCAGCUGCAGGCGUCUGGUGCAGAGACUAUUAGAGGUCAGGGUGAGGUCCUGGCUCUGCAGGCCUCUCUGUUCCAAGCUCAACUGGAGCUGCAGGCUGGACAGAGAGCCCAGUGUCAGGCAGUCAGGACUCAGGAGGACCUGAACCGGGCCCUGGAGAGACUAGAGAAAGAGCUGCAGGGGUCGCUGGAACACAAGAGGGAGGCAGAGAGACACAACCAGGAGCUGCAGCUAGCUCUAGAAAAGGCUCGAUCAGCUCUCCAGGAGAGAGAGGAGCAACUGAGAGAGGGUGAGCGAGAGAGACAGAGAGAAAAGGAGGAGAGAGAGAAGAUCAUCAGCGAGCUGAAGGCUUCCCUGAAGACCAAAGAACAGCUGGUGGAGCAGGACUGCUGUGAGUUCCUGGAGGAUCCAACGGAGAAAAGAGACUCUGUGCUUCAGAAACUUCGCCAGCGUAUAAAGGAGCGAGACGGAGCUCUGGAGAAAAUAGUGGAUGAGAAGUUCCGCUGCAUGGAGGAGAAAGACGAGGAGACUCGUCGCCUGCAGCUGCUGCUCAGAGAAAAGGAGAGAGAUCUAGAGAGACAGCGCUGCGUCCUGGCCAGCAAUGAGGAGACCAUCACUAGCCUGGAAGUACUGCUGCGGGGUAAGGCUCUGGAGCUAGAGCAGGUGUGUGAUGCCUGGAGGAACGUCCAGAGGCAGCAGCAGGAGAGUGAGGAGAGGCAGAGCUGCAUCCUGAGAGAGAGAGAUGCCAUCAUCAACCAGCUGCAGAAGGCACUGCACACUGGCACACAGGAGGCUCAGGAUCUGCGCUGCUCCUUGCUGGCUCAGAUCCAGUCUGCUCCAGGUGAUGUUCUGGAAGAGCUUAAGGUCCGGCUCCACCUCAAAGACCGCCUCUUCCAGGAAGUACUGGCUGACCGGACCCAUCAAGCUCAGGAGCACCAGAAGGAAGUUCAGGAUCUCCUCAGAAGCAUCAACAGCAGAGACCAGUAUAUUAAGGACUCUGCAGUCCGCCUGAGUGAGGUCAUAACUGAGCAAAAGUCAAGACUCCAGGAACUUCGCAAACAGCUGAGCUCAGGUUUUGGAUCACAGCCUGACUUUGGAGCAGACUUGGCUUUGGAGCUUCAGGCAGUGCAGGAGGAGCUUUUUCUGGCUCUAAGGAGGGAGAAGGAGAGUCAAGAAAUUACCAGGAGUCAGACUGCAAGGCUAGACUCCCUCAACAGGACUCUGCAUGUGAAGGAGGAGAUCAUCAGGGAUUUUCAGAGGCAGAUGGUGGAUCCUUCAGGGCUCCCUCUGGUGGAAAGACUGACCCAGGAGGUCCAGGAGCUGCGGGAGAGACUGGGUCAGGAGGAUAGCCCUCCAAUGAGAGGCCCUGUCCUAGGCCGUGACCGGCCUAACAGCAGGCAGCCUGACUUUGGAGAGCUGAGCGCUGAGGAUGAUGUUGAGGCUGAUGAUUUGAACACUGAAUACACUGAAAGCAUCGACGAAGAAGAGACCGACACCAAGCGUUCUGAAGGUCCAGAGAAGAAUCUGUCCCACGGCAUGCUGCUUGAAAGUCAGGGGCUAAUCAAAGUCAAGCAGCUGGUGGAGCAGAAGAGGCUGGUUGAGAGAGAGCUGGGAGAGCUGAAGGCUCAGCUGGAGAAAGCGGGAUUCUCUUCAGUAUCACAGAUGAGGAAAGCUCUGUUCAGCUUGCAGGUAGAGAAUGAAGAAGUAAAGCGUCAUCUGAAUGGAGGGUUGGAGUGUGCCAGUGAACAGAGUGAUGAGCAAAAUGCACUGGAUGGUGAAGACAAGGAUGAAAAUGAGUUGGAUGUGACCAUAGAAGAAGAAGAGGAGGAGGAAAACUCUGAACUGUGGGAUGCCUGGGAAGGAGAGCUUUGCCUGUCCCAGGCCAAGAGCCAGAGCAAUGAUGAACAAAGGAAAAGGAGAGCCAGCAGACAUCAGACGUUGCCACUGGACUCUAAAUCGUCACAGUACAAUGACCUGGGUGGCGAGCUGUUCGCAGAUUCACAACAGGCCACUGCGUCCUCUGCAGUUUGUGAGAAGGCAGUUCAUCUGCAGCAGAAAAGCAAAGAGCUGCAGGAGAGGCUAAUGGUUUCUGAGGCCACAGUGCAGGCUCAGGCCGAGCAGCUCAAAGACUACAGGGACUUGCUCACAGAGACAGCAGUGCAGCAGGACAGUAAACAGAUCCAGGUAGACCUCCAGGAUCUGGGCUAUGAGACCUGCGGCCGCAGUGAAAAUGAAGCUGAGAGAGAAGAAACCAGCAGCCCCGAGUUUGAUGACCUAGAAAUGUGUACGUCUCUGGAAUGCGGUUCCCAAUGGUGGCCUGUCAGCAGCAAUGACAAAACCACCACCCAGAGCUGCGGUUAUGGUAACGAGGCCUCCUCUCUCCAGCACCUUGUUAAGGACCUCCGCUCACAGCUAUCCCGCUCCCAGGGAGUGAUCUCCGGGCUCCAGAGCCGCCUCCGUUCCCUCUCUACCUCUAGUGAAUAUGGUCCUUCGAUACCCCACAAGGUCAACUGGUCCAUCCAGACAUCAGCUUCACAGAGCCAGGCAGAGGAUAAUGAGGGCUGGCAGUCAUCUAAGGGAGGUCAACUACGUUCACCCCAUCACCCAGACAAGGACCUAGAGAGGCUUGCUUCUCGUGUAGAUGCACUGGAGGACCAGCUGAUGAAAGGUGGAAAGAAGGCUGCGGCAGAGGAUGGAGUGUCUGCCACCUUGCCAGGAAAAUUCGACACGCUGAUCCAGGCUCAGGCCAAAGAACUGUCUCACCUCCGCCAGCGGCUACGAGAGGGUCAGGGUGUGUGCAGCAUCCUCACCCAGCACCUGGGAGACACAACCAAGGCGUUUGAGGAGCUGCUGAGAGCCAACGACAUCGACUACUACAUGGGCCAGAGCUUCAGGGAUCAGUUAGCUCAGAGCAGUGCUCUGGCACAGAGAGUUAAUGCCAAAUUUGGUGGAAGAGAUUGUUCCGAAAACCCAGAUAAGACAGAGCUACUUGCCAUCCGCCUCAGUAAAGAGCUGCAGCAGAAGGACAAGGUCAUUGAGUCUCUCCGUGCCAGACUAAACCAGCAUCAGCAGCACCAUCAUCCUCAUCGUUCUGACACACCCUGCAGCGGUCAUGCCCUCUCUGAUACCACCGACCAAUCAGAUCGCAUCUCUUAUGUGUCCGAUGAGCAUGGAUCCACAAUUGAGGACCUGGAGUUGAGCUCUGAUGUUGAUGCUGCAAGUGAGCUUGGUCAGGAUGAAUCACGGAUUUCUGCCAAAGUGAGCACAGAUUGUCACCAUGGAACAGUGUCACGCCAUCCAUCUAUCCCUCCAUCUAUCACCUCAUCUCACAGAACCCAGUCCUGUCAUAGCUGCUCCAGCAUGCAAUCCACCAGCUCCCAACACACAGGCAUGCAGAGUCAGACAGCUCCUGUCUCAGUUUUCAGCCCUACUUCCUUUCACACUUCCCCCACUUCCUCCACCCAGAAGACACGCUUGCCCUUCCAUCCUCGCCCUUCCAACCUGCGAACCCGUUGCCAAAGCAGUGGGGGUAUGGGUUUCUCCCUGACUGAGGUGCACCAGGAGCUGCAGAUGUUACAAAGGCAGCUGGCAGACAAAGGCAGGUUUUCUACUCCUCAAGCCAAACCGCUUCAGGGUUUCCCAUUUGUCUACCAGCAGCCGGACUCCUUUGACUUACUGCCUCUCUCCUACCAAGGAUUCCAACCUUCUCCUUUCAGCAGUGCUGCUAGCAACAGUAGUCUGGAUGCCAGCUUGACAAUGAAAGCUGGGGCUAGCCUCCUGGAGAGCAGUGCAUUGUGGGAUGUGAGCUAUGGAAAUCGAGCAGUGAGAACUGGAGCUGACCUGUCAUCAGGAUCCUCGGGGUACCAGUCAGGCAACAGUCACACAGGUUCAGACCUGAUGAAGGAGCACUUGAGGGAAAUCAGGAGUCUGAGGCAGAGACUGGAGGACUCCAUCCACACCAACGACCGUCUCCGACAACAGCUGGAGGAGAAACUGGCCCGAACCACCACUGAGAAAGGUGCUCCUACCAAUAUUUACAUCCAGGGACUGGAAUCAGUCAACCAGCUUGCCAGUGAGAUUAGACUUCUAAAAGAGGAAAAUGUUAGUCUACAAAAUCAGCUGAAGCAGGUUACCAAAGAGAGCACUAAGGAGGCAGAGCAGCUGAGGGAGGUGGCGCUCCAGGAGCGUUCCAGGGUGAAGGAGGUGGAGCUAGAGGCUGAGAAGUGGGCAGAGCAAACCAGGAAGCUCCAAACUGAGGCUGAAGCUCAGAGUCAGGAGAUGUUACACCUGAAACAAGACAGACUGAGGAACCAGGAAACCGUCAACAGGCUCCAGCAUGAGUUGACUGUUCUCCGGCAGCAGCUUUGUGAGAGCCGCAGUUUGGUCCAUUCUCUUCAGUGUGAGCUGCAGGUGUAUCGCAAAAAGGGGAGAGUCACCACAAAUGCACCCACUGGUCAAGGCAGUGACAGCACAACAGUCUUUGAUCCCAAAGACCUGCACAUUCAGCUGGAGCAGCAGCUGAGCAGAGAAGCUGACACGCAGCCUCAAGCCAGGAGGCAGCUCUUCAGCGAUAGCGUUCCCUCUCCACCUGUGAGAGACACUGGACUUUUCAGUCCUUCCUCUCCUUUGCAUGCUAUGCAGAAACACACAGAAGAAACUGGAGCAACUGAUCAGGCAGGCUCAACCCUGCAUGGACAUCGCACAGAUGGCUGUUUUUAUAACUGUCAUGGCCGCCAUGCAGUGGGCCACACUGAUGACUUCAAAGUUCUGCAGCAGCACAUCCUCCAGGGAAGUGCGCUCCUCCUUAAGAUGGAGACUGCUCUUUAUUCUCUGAGCACCUCACAGGAGUUCUCCUUUCAUCAGCUUUCAGACUGGGGUUCUGUUCAGAAGCUGCUGCUGGACACUAAAACUCUGCGGCAGAUACUGGAUGAGGCUGAGUCUCUGCUUCGCGUGUUCUGGAGAGCAGCUCUGCCCAAAUCUGAGGAAGUCCAACAGGAUCGGUCUCUGAGGGAGGAGGUCCUUUCUCUCCGUCUGAAGCUCUCAGAGCAAGAACAGGCUCUAAAGGACACAAUGGAGAGAGUCAAGAGCUCCAGCGGCACCAAAGAUAGCAUGGAGCACUUUAUAGUCAGCCAAUUGUUGAGAACACGCGAUGUCUUGAGAAAAGCCAAGACCAACUUACAGGAGAAUGAACUCAGGAUUUCUUCCCUGCACCAAGCUCCUUUUCCCAUUCCUCCUUCUCCUCCCUCACUCCUCUCCUCCUCUUAUUCUUCCUCAUCCUCAUCCUCACAACUCUGGCCUGGUAAAGGUGAAAUCUCAGGCGGACGCUUCUGUGAGCUCAACAUGUCUCCUGGUUGGAGUGUCAUGAAGCCCCAAACUUCACCCUGUAGCUCUUCCUCCUCUCCUGCCCAGGGAUGGACUCACCACCAGCUCCCCCUGCAGGAAGUCUUCCUGUAGCUCAGAGUUCAUCAUCACUGCCAUCUCCGGCUGUGUUAUUUUAUUAUUUAUAUCAAUGGUAUAAUUUGUGCAGAUGUUUGCAGGAUUUUCCUGGAGGGAACUCAAAGGUUUUUUUGUUCAUAUGAGAUAAGUCUCAGUUUGGCUGAAGCUUGUUUAUGAUUCAUAGGUCUUUUUGCAUUAUUACUAUUAAACCAAAUUUAAAUAAGAAUAGAACUAAAUUUAAAACAGUUUGAAAACUUUUAGAUUCAUCAGCAAAUUAAUCAGCAAUUUCUGGAGGAUGCCCUUGACUCACAGUUUAAAAGUGACAAAUCAGGAAGGAGCUUCACCUUUGUUACUUCAGCAGGGAUUUUAAAAUGCAAAAAAUGUGUUUAAUGCCAGCAGGAAAAGGAAGAGUUAAAGAGCAAAAUCCAAAGUGCUUCCUCUUAGCCUCUCUUGAGGCUCAUGUUUGUAGUCAGUGUGUAGAAUUACAUGCAUGUGGUGUGAGCGUUGUGAUAAAACAAAGCCAUACUCCCCAGAGGUAGUUAUGUUUUAGUUUUGUCCUAAUAUCCUAAUGAAAAAAGAACAUAGAACCAUCAAAAGACGUGCAGUCGGUCGUGUAGCUGGUAGAUGAUGUUUUUACUUUCAAGUAACACAGCAGCUUAGUGUCACUGAUUCACCGUUCACCCUCCAACUUCACUUUUUCUGUUAGACAUGGAAACAAUCUUUCCUUUGUCUUUAGAUAAUUUAAAAUGGGGGUCUGGCAUCAUCAACUUGCAGGCUUGAUAAACCUUGUAAAAAAAGAUACUUGUGAGAUACAUUUUAAUAAAUGGUCCAGAAAGGAUGACAGUUCAUUUUUGUAACGAUUAAAAAAAACAAAAAACCAUAGCAUCUCUUUUUUUCUUCUUCGUCAACUUCUUUUUUUUUUCCUUUUUUUU
Messenger RNA from Maylandia zebra (zebra mbuna), 8895 nucleotides. It is a transcript of the gene pde4dip, whose product is annotated as phosphodiesterase 4D interacting protein. NCBI's taxonomy places the organism in Eukaryota, Metazoa, Chordata, Actinopteri, Cichliformes, Cichlidae. Gene Ontology annotation, biological process: positive regulation of microtubule nucleation; centrosome cycle; regulation of Golgi organization. Gene Ontology annotation, cellular component: Golgi apparatus; centrosome; nucleus. The record is from RefSeq and is a predicted model, not a curated record. Gene Ontology annotation, molecular function: zinc ion binding; molecular adaptor activity.